Messenger RNA from Ectocarpus siliculosus, 4170 nucleotides. The record is from the annotation of a GenBank genome assembly. Lineage: Eukaryota; Phaeophyceae; Ectocarpales; Ectocarpaceae.
AUGGACACACCGGCGACGAACCGACCCAGCGGUGCCUUAGAACCGGAGCUAUCUCCGAUGUCCAAGAAGGUGAGACAUUUCGAAAAGUAUUCCCGGAAAGGUGGCCGUUGGAGCUGGAAGCGACCUUCCUACGAGCGUGACGUCGUGAACCUGGUCAAGACAGAGAGGAGGAUCGAGGAAGGGAUAGCAUCCGCGCUCACGGAGGUGGAUGCGGUAGAAGCCGGUCUCAGGUACUUCGACGAACUCAUCAUUCCGCAGAACAAGCACGUUGGGAUUCAGCAGCAGUUGAUUUCGUCGAACGGGCAGGAUGAGAGUAACGGCGUCGACACCCGUAAGGCAUCACGGGAUGGCCCGGGUUCACGAUCGAAGGGUCCCAGAGCACAAGGCGGAAGAAGCCGAGACGAAGGGAGAGCAGGAUUUACUAGGUCGGAGGGGGCGAAACUGCGAGACUACGUCGCGGCGAAAAAGAACGUCGUUGGCGUCGGCAACAGCAUCAUGACCAGCAGCGACCGAGCGGUCUCGGAGUGCGUGGACCUCAAGCUCACUCUCAAACAACGCUUGGACAACUAUGACCGGCAGCGAGGAAUAAACGUGACGGCACUGAAAGACGAGGAAAAAUCAGAAGCCCAGCUUGUUUCAUUCAAGCAGCAAAACAAUCACGAGAUGAAGGCAAAGCACAGCAAGAGAUCAGGCGGAGGCACCAUCGGUAGCAACGUCGAGGGAGGAAACCAAGGAGGCAUGAUUGCUCCGUGCUGCGAGGGCGGGGCGACCGAUGCCGGAAGCGUAGGGGGAAUCUUGGCGCGAUCUCUCGGGAACGCCGGGACACGGAGACGUCGAAGGAUGACCGAGGGAGGGGGAAAAGGCCGAAGCAUUCCAGGCAGCAACCAAGACAAGGAGGUUUCUGCUCCGCAGUCUCGGUGGCGGUCAUGGAACGAACCUCCGCCACGCGCGCUGCUGACGGCAGAGGAAAUCCGGAGCGCUUCGGCGGCCAAGACGACGGACGAGAGGCGACGGCAACCACCGCCGCCAGAAGUGAUCGCUGAGAUCAUUCCACCCUUUCGGAGUCGCAGAAGGUUCCGAACUCCCAGCGGCAACAGUAACGCUUCCGAUGAGAAAGGCAAGCCGACAGAACACGCCGCCGCCGGUGUCUCGCUGGAGUCGGGAGAGGGCGAGAAACGCAGAGAUGGAUGCAACGGGGAGGGACUAGUGUCUACGACCACCGCUGCGCCUUCGUCUUCCCGACGGACAGCUGCAGGCGGCGUGCCGCUGGUCCCGAGGGUAGCAACGCUUGCCACCCCGCCGGCCACAGAGAAGAACAAGACGGAAGCGACCAAGAAGGGGAAGGACUUCGACCCAGAUCAGCUGGAGUGUGUGCGACGGCACGAGGCGAGCAUCGCUGAGAAGGAGCGGAUGGUGCACAGCAUACGAGAGGAGGCGGAAAAGCGGACGUUUUUUCGAGCUCGACCGUUGCCGGCGUUUCUUGAUGGCGACGGCGCGGUGCCCUGGUCCGUUGGUGAUUUGACCAGCAAGGGUUGUGGUGAUGCUCGCGGAAAAGGCGGCAAGAGCGGCCGCGGAUCAGCCGCAGGCACCGGGUUGGGAGAGGCGGGAACACGUCCCGAGCUGUUGGCGGCACUAGAGCAGGACGAGGAGGCGCAAGCGUUGGUUGAGAAGAUUCGCAAGAUCAACCCCCGGGCGGACAUCGCCUCCAUCGUCCUUCAGUCGACCCCACGGACACCCUUGUCGUUGCCGCUGACAUCGCGAAUCAACAACGGCGGCGGGCGAGUAACCCGGCCCUUUUUUUCCCAGGGGGGGGUUCUAACUCCUGCUGGAAAUGCUACCCACACGGCUACCACCGCUGCAACCGGAUUAAGCUGGUCCAAGAACAACACGGCAUCUAGACCCCUGAUGUCAGUUGGCGUUUCAGACCAGUCAACACCGGGGUUAAAGAGCGAACAUAAAUCGCCACAAUCCGUUGUUCGUGUCGAUGGAAGCGACGCAAGAGAACGGAGUGAAGGACGAGCCGAAGAAAGCCACGUCACGCGAGUGUCAGGAAUCUGCGAAAGAAAACCAGAGGAUGGGCAGGAGCGAGGCAUGUUGGGAACGGGGGACCAACAAGUCCGUCAUCAUAUGGCGACGGGCGCUUCGGCGUCUGCUACCUCUGGGCCGGCGAGCGCACCAGAAAAUGACGGCGAGGACAGCGGGGAUCCUCGGUGCGUUACCGAGAGCAGGAGGCGAAGCUUGAUGGGGAGGAUGCUAGAGAGUGGCAUGCUAGAGAGACAGAAGGAGUGGGCCAAAGCCCGGAGUAAGAAGGUGUUGGAGUCGAGGAGGCAGGUCGAAGCGGCGAAGGAGCAGGAAGGGAAGGGAGACGCCCUUGUUGCCGGGCUAAGCGGUCGCAGCUGGUCGAAGGCAAAAACGGAGCACCUGCGUUCCCUUGAGCGACAAAGGAAGGAGGAAGAGACACGAGAGGAAAUCCGAGAAGCACGACGACGAGCGUCGGAGUUGAGAGCCGAGCGGGAGCGCGAGUCCGCGGAACGGAGGGCCACGGAGAUUGCCGAUACUCUGGCGGCCGCCGCAGAUGCAGUCGGAGCCGGCACCGGAAGGGAGUCCCGCACAGCGCCCAACUCCCGAGGUGGCGGGGGAAGGCGUAGGUUACGAAGGCCGCCACCGCCGCGACGCGCGAGGAGCCACGCUGGAGACGAGGGACAUGUCAACAGGACUGGCGAUGGCGGUGGUAUCGUGUCGAUGACGGCCAAUGAGCGACGGCAAAAGACGGAGGGAGAAACUUCCCCCGACGGUGGAAACCACGUCACUCCAGUCGUGGCAACAGAGGCAAAAAACGACUUGUCCGAAGACUCUUUCUACCGGGUGGCCGUCGAAAAGAUCAUGGAGAAAGAGAGACUUGGCGUCGCGAGCCAUGGUCUACUUGGUGGUAGCGGAAGCGGUGGGGGUGGUGGAGAUGGUGGCGACGGUGGGAAAAGCGGAGCGGGAAGCAGUGGUAGACGCCGGACCAGCUGUAGCGGCAGGUCGCACGACCGAUCGAGGAAGGGAGCCGCGGCUGGUCCACUUCUGUUCCAUCUUCCUCGCGGCGCAGCGGCAGGUCGACGAACUAGAACAAAGUCGGGAGCACCGAUGCAUCAAAGUCAAGCCCGUGGUGCCAACGGUACCCCCAACAGCACGGUGGGGAGGAGAAGGUCUUGGGAGAUCCAAACGAGCAGGACAUCAGAACGACACGCCGUCACACCUCCGACACUAAGCGCUGACAGGGCGUUGGCGCGAACAAGCAGCCUCCUGUCUCUGUACGAGGCGCAGUCCGUGGAGCACGUCGCCGGGAUUCGCAGGGACAACAGCGGUCCAUACCUGGAUGACGAUGACGCACUAGGCCCGUCACGCGAUCACACAUCUGCGGGAUGGCCUGGCGGUGAAGCGCAAGAUCGCCUUACGCUUGCCGGCCAAGAGCAGCUGAGCGUCCUAGUAGCAACGUCUGGAGCCGAGAAAUUCACCCCCAGUGGAGGAGCGGCGGGAGCCAUGGAUUACCCGUGGUCUGACGAGAGGCGAGCAUCUGGGAGUCGUGGGAGCGGCGGCGGGGCUCGUCACAUCGUAGAAGGCGGCACCCGACUGGACGCGGCCGCUGCCACCGUUAGUGGAAGUCCACGGUGGAAUGAUGUCCUCAAUAUUGGGCAACAGCUAGACCAAGCUAGAGGCACAAGCGCUAACGAAGGAGAAGAACACCCACGACGACGACGGGGUGGCGAUGUUGGUGGAGGAGCGGUUACUCGUCUCGGUGGAAGAUUUGAUCUGUGGAACGAGAGUGACGACGAGGUGAGCGUGACGGAGGCCGACCGCCACGAGCACCACACAAACCUCGAGAGGCGAAACGAACAUCACGCGUCCGGUUCGAAUUCUCAAGCGUGCGAGGGAGCAGGUGCACUGGAUUCCGGCGACGAUGGCGGUCAUGCAAUGGACAGCUUCCUGAUGCCAGCACAAGGGACAGGUUUUCCUGUGACAGCACAGGCAGGCGGUUUCUUCGACGCGGCGACAAGCUCUGCGGACAAGGGCCGCUUGAAGGUCAUCACCGUCAUGUUUGACCGGUCCAAGUUCAACGAGCAAGAAGCGCACCGCUGGUGGCUCGCGAAUGGCGCAAGGAUCGUGAAUAUCAGCGACCGCGGAUGA